Messenger RNA from Armigeres subalbatus, 2398 nucleotides. It is a transcript of the gene Chi, whose product is annotated as LIM domain-binding protein 2. Gene Ontology annotation, biological process: nervous system development; negative regulation of transcription by RNA polymerase II; positive regulation of transcription by RNA polymerase II. Bases 135 to 2000 code for a protein of 621 amino acids. NCBI's taxonomy places the organism in Eukaryota, Metazoa, Arthropoda, Insecta, Diptera, Culicidae. The record is from RefSeq and is a predicted model, not a curated record. Gene Ontology annotation, molecular function: LIM domain binding. The transcript has 9 exons. Gene Ontology annotation, cellular component: transcription regulator complex; nucleus.
CAAUACGCAUCACGCAAGAGACAUUGUAGCUGUUUAUAAGAAGAAAAGAGCUUAGAAGAACGCGAAACAAUUGCCGUUGUCGAGCAACCCCUCUUCGGAAGAAGAUUUCGUCGCAGCACUCUUCAGUUUAGAAUAUGAUAGUGAGUCGCCGUGGAGUGAAUGCUGGACCGGCAUUGAGCUUGCCAUCUACACUGGAGGACUCUACGAAUAAUUGGAAAGGAACACCUUCGGGUCCGUCCGAUCCGUCGCAGCAACCCGGUGGACCGGGAGGCCCUGGUGGCCCGGGCGGUGGUGGAGGAGGUCCCGGCGGCGGAGGCCCUGGCGGUCAAGGUGGAGGCGUCAACAGCUUUGGUGGACCCGCGGGAGGGAACAAUUUCGGCGGGCCCGUGUUUCCUGCCGCCGGUCAGGGAUCCCCCGCGGGAGGAUCCGCGGCAAAUAACUAUGUCCCACCUGGCACUGGUUCGAAUACCCCGCAGUAUACGGCCUCUCCUGCUCCAUCGGGUUCCAGCACGCCUGGUCCCGGCCCGCAGAAUGUAGGCUCUGGGUUUCCUCCACCGAAUGCCGGCGGAGGCGGUCCCGGUCCUUACAAUGGCCCCGGGGGAGGUCCUGUCGCUGGUGGCCCAUUCGGUUCACCGUCCGCCAAUGGUCCACAGUUCGGUCGGCCGGGUAGUUCCGGCUCGGCCUUCGGCAGUGGACCUCACUUUACGUCGCCGGGUGGCCCCGGUAGUUUUGGUGGGCCACAGUUUGGUCUACCUCCUGGAUCGCCCUUCGGUCACGGGCCCAACGGCCCGCAGAUGGGUGGACCGAUGAACCAAGGACACAUGAUGGGAGGACCGCAGCCGGUUGAUCGAAUGGAUCAAAGGUUUGCUUACAGUCAAUUGAACGUUCCCAGAAGGCAUGCUUACUUCGGACAACCUGACUAUAGAAUAUAUGAAUUAAAUAAGCGAUUACAGCAAAGAACUGAAGAAAGUGAUAACUGUUGGUGGGAUUCAUUCGCGAAUGAAUUCUUUGAAGACGAUGCAACCCUAACACUAACAUUUUGUUUGGAAGAUGGACCAAAAAGAUAUACUAUAGGACGCACACUAAUUCCUCGUUAUUUUCGAAGUAUCUUCGAAGGCGGUGUAACUGAACUGUACUUUAACCUGCGACACUCGAAAGAGUCGUUUCAUAAUACAUCUAUUACGUUAGACUGUGACCAGUGCACGAUGGAAACGCUGCACGGGAAACCUAUGUACACCAAGGUGACUACCGAGGGUCGACUAAUACUAGAGUUCACCUUCGACGAUCUGAUGCGGAUAAAGUCGUGGCAUUUUGCGGUGCGGGCGCACCGAGAACUGAUACCCCGCUCAGUAGUGGCAAUGCAUACCCAACAGCCGGACCCGUCGAUGCUGGAGCAGCUGACGAAGAAUAUCACCCGGCAAGGAAUUACCAAUUCGACACUAAACUAUCUGCGCCUAUGUGUGAUAUUAGAACCGAUGCAGGAAUUAAUGUCUAGGCACAAAGCGUACGCGCUGAGUCCGCGGGACUGCCUGAAGACGACGCUGUUCCAAAAGUGGCAACGGAUGGUGGCACCGCCGGAUGCGCAACGGCCAGCCAACAAACGGAGGAAACGCAAGGGCUCCAGUUCCGGGGCGGGGGCGGGCAAUGCCGGACCGCCGGUGCCGAGUAAAAAACGAUCACCCGGGCCGAACUUCUCGCUGGCGUCGCAGGUGGACGUAAUGGUGGUGGGAGAACCCUCGCUGAUGGGCGGCGAAUUUGGCGAUGAGGACGAACGGCUCAUUACCAGGCUAGAAAAUACGCAAUACGAUGCGGCCAAUUCCCUAGAUCAUGAAAGUCACAAUGCGUUCGGUGGUCACAACGACUCGCCGAUGACGGGUCCGGGCGGCCCUGGGGGUCCCAACUCGUGGCAGGUGGAUCGGGGCGGUGGUCCGGGGGCACCGAACAACAGCGGGCCGGCCAGUCAAGAUUCGGACAAGAAGAGCCCGUCGGUGUCCCAGUGACAGUUGUAAUAUUAUAGGGUGAAGGAGGAGAACCCGUAGAGCAGAAUGCGGAGCGCACCCUAGCUGCGAAGCUCUACAAACUACCACCGCCCCUCUCUUCUUGGAACUGGCACCGUGACCGCGCAUUAUUACCAAGAAUCAAGACACAACCAAACCGGAUGCGAACACCGACACAAUAGCAGCAAGCGUAUGUUCAUCCUUUCCGCGCGAUUUCCGGUCGGGGUCCUAAUCCGGUAUCCGGAUUAUCCGACGGCGACGUGGGACGGAGGGCAUGCGCCAUCAGCGUCAUCGUCAUUAUCAUACGUUUCGGGUUCGUUUUGUGUGGAACGUGAGAGAACUGCUGAGGAGAACGUUUCCGUUCUGCUGUGGUUAAAAGAUUUCCUAGUCACCUGUCAUAA